Bipolaris sorokiniana ND90Pr is the source of this 1510-nucleotide messenger RNA. RefSeq lists its product as uncharacterized. NCBI's taxonomy places the organism in Eukaryota, Fungi, Ascomycota, Dothideomycetes, Pleosporales, Pleosporaceae. The transcript has 3 exons. Bases 99 to 1352 code for a protein of 417 amino acids. Gene Ontology annotation, biological process: box C/D snoRNP assembly; snoRNA localization; maturation of LSU-rRNA from tricistronic rRNA transcript (SSU-rRNA, 5.8S rRNA, LSU-rRNA). The record is from RefSeq and is a predicted model, not a curated record. Gene Ontology annotation, cellular component: pre-snoRNP complex; nucleus.
CCCGGUCCAUCUUCUCAGCACGCCACCUGAGCACUCCCGCCACACUUUCCCGCCUCCCUUCCGCCGCCUGCCAUUGCUUGUAAUCCCUUCCCCCAGAAAUGGACAACACUUCGAGUGCACCGCUGCUCAACGAGCUGUGCAGCGUUUGCAAUACUACACAGUUCAAAUACCGCUGUCCCGGUUGCAGUGCACGCACUUGCUCACUGCCAUGCUAUAAACGACACCAACAAUGGGCCCAGUGCUCUGGCAAACGUGAUCCCACCAAAUUCGUGAAAAAGUCACAGCUGCUAACACCUGCCGGCAUUGACCAUGACUUCAACUUCCUCUCCGGAAUAGAGCGGAAUCUCGACAGAGCUGAUAAGGUUGCCGCCCACGCUUCUGCUGCCGCCCCCUCCGACGGUCUGUCAAAUCGCCAGCGCGCUGGUGUGCCCUAUGCUAAACUUGAGGCUGCUGCUGGUGUCAACAUCAUCCGAGCGCCCCAGGGUUUGAGCAGACAAAGGGAGAACAAGUCGCACAUGUCGGCCACAAAGAAAGCAUCCCGCAAUAUCGUCUGGACAGUUGAGUGGAUAGAUGAUGCGUCCAAGACGCGUGUGCUUACUCAGACCUCGUCAGUACAACAGAUAAAAGAUGCCCAGCCCUUUGCCCACUAUGGCGUCAAUAGCAAAAGCAAGAAACGGAAGCUCAACACUGAAACUCCUGCUGUUGUUGCUGCUGCUACUACUACUACCAUUCUUGAAUCAACCCAGUCACAGCAACAUGUCGCGCCUGUUGCAGAGGAUCAAGACCAGCCACUCCAACAGAUCCACGUGGACGUUCCGAUCAGCGACGCACAGUCAGAGCCCGUCUCGCCUGUCCGAGGAGGAACAACCCCUCCUCGGUCAGAAAAAGGACAACCCUCCAAAAGAGAAGUGGACGUGGCAGACGGACGCCCUAGCGAUAAUGGUCAUGAUGAGCCAAGCGCCCAUACCAUGGGUCAGCCCAGGUUUUUUCUACUAAAACCUCGCACGAGCACGAGCCGCCACGUACUCAUACCGCUUGAUUACUCGUGUACACUCGCUGAGAGCCUACAUGGCCGGACCGUUCUCGAGUUCCCAACUAUACAUGUGUUUCCUGCAGAUAUGGAUGAGUUACCUAAAGAGGAGUUUAUGUUAGAGGAAGAGUACGCUGAGCUGGAAGGUGAGCAACAAAAGGAGUUUGACGAAUUGAUGGGAGAACUUGAUCCGGAGAUUCUAAAGAGAUUGAAGGAAGGCGAGGAUGGGAUGCCCAAGAAUGGAAUAGGUAAUCCUGAUGAGGAAGUUGACAGCAAGAAGAUCCUGGAUGUGCUCAAGCAAGAUCUCGGCGGACGCUUGUGAUUGUAAAUGAUCCAAUCAUAUCCCUGCUUGGUUAAAACAAAGGUUACUCGUUACAUGUGGAAGCGUCUGAUCCGCUGCAAUCUUCAACCAAGGUCUUGCUUGAAGAAACAAGAUGUUCUUUUUUUUUUUAAAAUUCAUGGUUGAGUUGACAUGUCCAC